Molecule: messenger RNA, 1795 nt
Organism: Momordica charantia (bitter melon)
Lineage: Eukaryota; Viridiplantae; Streptophyta; Magnoliopsida; Cucurbitales; Cucurbitaceae
Product: Basic-leucine zipper (bZIP) transcription factor family protein
Biological process (GO): regulation of DNA-templated transcription
Cellular component (GO): nucleus
Molecular function (GO): DNA-binding transcription factor activity
Source: RefSeq, a predicted model, not a curated record
AAUGGCAAUUGGUUUUGGUAAUAUGGAAUAAGGAUAUAUUCCUUCUUCCAAUUUCCAACUACACCGUCUUGGUUCUUCUUCUUCUUCUUCUUAUUCUUCUUCUGUGUUUGUUUCUUAUAAAUCAAAAAUUUUGUAAGAACCCCAAAAAUCCUCUGUGCCCAAAACAGAGCACCAGAAUCAUCAUCAUGGAUCACCCACUUUGAUUACCCGAAGAACAAAGAACGAAGAACGAAGAACGAAGAACGAAGAACGAAGAACGAAGAACGAAGAACGAAGAAGGUAGCAUCUGGACCUUCAAAUCCAUGGAAAUGCAGGAUCCCACCAAUCCAAAUCCGGGUUCUCAUCUCCAAAACCACGUCUCCUCUAACUCUCCAAUGCCUUCCUCUUCCAAUCCCACCCCAUUCCGCGGCUCCUUCCACCGCCGCGCCCAUUCCGAGGUCCAUUUCCGGAUUCCCGACGAUCUCGAUCUCGUCUCCGACCCUUUCGAUGCCCCAUCUUCUGGAUUUGGAGAUCUGGGCUUCGAAGACGACCUCUUGUGCACCUUCAUGGACAUCGAGAAUAUUGGAUCCAGAAUCGAAAAUGGGCCCUCCAAGCCUGAAGCUGCCGGUGUCGGUGGUCCGCCGGUGGAGAAUGUUGAAGGGGAGAAAAUCUCCCGGCCCAGGCACCGCCAUAGCAAUUCCGCGGAUGGCUCUUCUAUUAUGGAGUCUAUUGAGGCUAAGAAGGCCAUGGAUCCUGAUAAGCUUGCUGAGUUGUGGACCAUUGAUCCUAAGCGAGCCAAGAGGAUUUUGGCAAAUAGACAGUCUGCUGCUCGGUCAAAAGAGAGGAAAGCUCGCUACAUAAUGGAACUUGAGAGAAAAGUUCAAAGUCUUCAGACUGAAGCAACUACUCUUUCUGCGCAGCUCACAUUGUACCAGAGAGAUACUACAGGGCUUUCAACUGAAAACACGGAACUCAAACUUCGCUUACAAGCUAUGGAACAACAAGCUCAUUUACGUGACGCUCUAAAUGAAGCAUUGAAAAAGGAAGUUGAGCGGCUCAAGGUUGCUACCGGAGAAGUAAUGACAGCUACAGAUUCGUAUAACUUUGGAAUGCCUCAAGUUUCAUAUCCCCGAUCUUGCUUUCCACACCAACCACAAUCUGUGCAACACAACCCACACAGGACGCAAAGGACCCAAGUUCAUCCAUUCCAGUCUAGUUUCCCGAACCCGCAUCAAGCCAUGUUUGUUACCUCCCACCAGCCACAUGCCUUGACAGAAAUGUUCCACCAGGAUCCUAUUAGCCGAUUACAGGGUCUCGAUAUCGGUAGCAGAGGUGCAGAAAUAAAGUCAGAAGGUUCCUCCAUAUCCGUCAGUGAAAGUAGCAGCACAUUUUAACCCAAUUUUUCGCCAACCUAUGCAUUGACCUCCCGGUAAAGGUGGCUUGUUCAUAGAUUGACCCUGUUGACAGACAAAAACUUUUCCUCAUUUGUAUGUCUUCUUUUUCUCCAUUAAUUGCCUUUGGCACCCGACGGGAUAGAUAAAAUUAUUCUUGUGAUAGAAGGAGAAGCUUUCUCUUGGCUGGAAUUCUGUUUCAUAGUCUCAUUUGCUAUCAUUCAAAAACAUUGAUUUUUUUUGGUAAAGGAGAAGCUCUCUCCAGCAAUCUAUUUUUGCUUACAUUGUUCAUUCAUCCAUUCUUUAUUAGUCAAACUCAUAGCUUGGUCCAAAGUUGCUGCCAUAGAUUUGUUUUGAAUACUCUUUAAGAUCCUGAGAAUGAGAAUGACUCUGACUAUUGUGGAUUUUCUGAAUGAAAGCCAAAA